AUGAAUAUUAUGAUGAAGAGAAGGAAGCCCAAAGAAGCCGAAUCCAUAUUCGAUGGUCUAAUGGAAGAUGGACACAAGCCAACCCUUCUAACCUACACCACUCUUGUUGCUGCAUUGACUCGUCAAAGGCGUUUCAAGUCCAUCCUCUCUUUGAUAUCCAAAGUUGAAGAAAGUGGGCUGAAACCUGAUUCCAUACUCUUCAAUUCGAUCAUCAAUGCAUUUUCUGAAUCUGGAAAUGUAAAAGACGCAAUGAUAAUUUUCCAGAAGAUGAAGAGCAGUGGAUGUAAGCCCACCACCAGCACUGUCAAUACUCUUAUCAAAGCAUAUGGAAAUGUUGGUCAGCCCGAACAAGCUUCAGAGUUGUUGGAGUCAUUUUUAAAGGAAGAAGACGUGAAGCCAAAUGAGAGGACAUACAAUAUACUAGUUAGAGCUUGGUGUAACAAGAGAAACAUUGAUGAAGCUUGGAAUGUGGUAGACAAGAUGGUUGCAUUUGGUUUGAAGCCAGAUGUUGUCACAUUUAACAUACUAGCUAGGGCUUUAUUCGUAAUGAACUUGUCAUCGAAGUUGGUGUUAAUUGUUGAUGCUAUGGAGGAGUACGGAAUCAAGCCUGACGUGGUGACCUAUAGCUGGAUAAUGGAUACAUGGGGAUCUGCAGGUAUCAUGGACCAAUGCCUAGAGAUAUUCAACGACAUGUUGAAAGCUGGAAUCGAACCAGACAUCCAUGCAUUCAGCAUCCUCGCGAAAGGUUACGUGCGAGCUGGGGAACCAGAUAAGGCUCAUUCGGUUCUGGCAUCCAUGGGACACUACAACGUGCGCCCAAACGUAGUAAUAUGCACCACCAUCAUCAGCGGCUGGUGUAGUGCUGGAGAAAUGGACACUGCAAUGGAAGUCUACGAGAGGAUGUGUGAGAUAGGGAUUUCGCCGAAUUUGAAAAUGUUCGAGACUCUGAUAUGGGGAUAUGGAGAGGCCAGGCAGCCAUGGAAAGCACAGGAGUUGCUGCAAGUCAUGGAGGAGAAAGGAGUGUCUCCAGGGAAGAGCACUAUGCAGCUCAUUUCAGAUGCCUGGCUAGCCGUUGGUUUAACAAGUGAAGGCAAGAGAAUUGUGAAUGAAGGAGAAGAAGAAGCAGAAAAUUCUAAGGUUGCUUUAGAUACAAGAGAGGAUGAGUUCCCGAAAGACCUAGAUCUCUCGGCCUCUUAUUCCAACGUGUUGGAGUUUCCUGGAGAUACUCUGAAGGGUCCAAAUGGAUCAUCAUCUCCUGUUGUUAAGAUGAGAAGCCAAAUGAUUCUGAAAAGCCCCAGGUCUGCAUCAGAGACCUUAUUGCCAAGUCAGAAAUCAAAGUUCUUUUUUCGCGCAUCUGGUUUUCGAAGGCAGCCACGAGUUAUCUGUAGAAGGCAGGAUCAAAGCUUUUCUUGCAUUUGUGGGAAGUUCAUGAGAUCAUGUGGCAUCUUGUCCAUUGCGUAA
Linum tenue is the source of this 1461-nucleotide messenger RNA. Lineage: Eukaryota; Viridiplantae; Streptophyta; Magnoliopsida; Malpighiales; Linaceae. The record is from the annotation of a GenBank genome assembly.